Messenger RNA from Lucilia cuprina (Australian sheep blowfly), 1737 nucleotides. Its product is annotated as myb/SANT-like DNA-binding domain-containing protein 3. Lineage: Eukaryota; Metazoa; Arthropoda; Insecta; Diptera; Calliphoridae. The transcript is spliced from 2 exons. Bases 207 to 962 code for a protein of 251 amino acids. The record is from RefSeq and is a predicted model, not a curated record.
AAAAAAAAAUUUUGGUUAACGCUAACCAAAGAUUGUUUUAAGAAUUUUUGCUACAAAUUUAGGAAAAAAAUAUUUAAAAUAAGUUUUCUUCUAAUAAAAGUUAACUAUUUCUAAUGAGAUUAGCUUUAAUGUUUGGUUAAGUAUAAAAAUAAUUAAACAAAUAUUUAUUGUUGAAAUACCGUUAUUUUAAAUCACUUCAAAACACUAUGAAACAGAAAGAGAAACGUACGCGUUGUCAAAACUUUUCCCUACAAGAAGAAGACAUUCUCAUCUCUUUGGUGGAACAAUAUAAAGAUAUAGUGGAAUCGAAGAAAAUCGAUGGUAAAACAUCGAAAGAAAAACAUGCGACAUGGGAACAGAUACAAAAUACAUUCUGUACACAUACAGGUACGUUUAGGACAGCGAAAAUGUUAAGGGAAAAGUAUGAAAACAUGAAAAAGAAAGCCAAAUUGUUAAUGGCCACACAAAACUACGAAGAUAUGGAAACAUCAUCUUGCAGUUGUUCCCAAUUACGUAGCACAACAAUACAACGUUUGAUAGGUGUAUUAGCAGAAGCAACAGCAACCGUAGACAAUAGUUUUGAGGAGAUCACGGGGGAAAAUAUAAAAAAAGAAGAAGCCUGGACGGAAGGAGAUAUGGAAGCUGAAGUUUUAAACAUUACACCAGAUGUACAAAUACUAACACAUGAAAAUUGGAAGCCACCAACAAAGAAAUCCAAAAAAUCCUUAAGAUUAACUAAAACCAAGAAGCGUAAAAUACAAAAUUAUGAAAAGAUCACCUUAAGAGCGGCUAAGGCGAAAUUGAAAUUCUUUAAAAAUGAAGAAAUUCGAGCGACACAACGUCACGUCUGGGAAAGGAAAUUGCAUGAGAAACGUUUGAAGUGGGAGGCGGAAUUGUGUGAGAAAAAGCUGGAGCUAUUAAAUGUGCAAAUAGAAAAGGAGAAAUGUGACAUGAAUAGGUAGAAGAACUAAGGCAAAGCUAUGUAGGUAUGUAAAGUGGUUAUCGAGUAAUCGUUUUAAUUUAUACUCAAGUACCUAUAGGUUUAAAAAUUUUUAUAUUAUGAAUAUUUCUAUGAAAAUCUAUUAAAAGUUUUAAAAAAAUUAUCUAACAAAUGAAUUUGAAUAAAAAAAAAUCCGGUUAUUCGGUUGAAUUUUCUAAAACGAUUAAUAUCGGUUACUCGUCUAAAAAAACUUCAAAAUUUUGAAAAGUUCUUUGGAAUCAAUGAUUAUUUACUAGAAAUAAUAUAGAAAUUUGAUUUUUAGCAUAAUUUAGUACAAAUUUUGAAAUGAGUAACUGAUUUAGUGAAACUUUAGAAGCGGUUAUCGAGUAACCAUUAUAAAUAUCUAUGUAACCACAUCAACUUCAACAGAAAUCUAUCAAAUGACAUGAAUUUAUUGAAAAUUUUAAAUGGUUACUCGAGUACUCGUUUUUGAAAACUGUUCAAAUUUAGAAAAUUUUUUGGAAAUUUUUAAGAAUUCUUUAACGAAUACUUUAUUUAACAAAAAUAUAUUAAUUAUUCGAAUUUUUUGCGAAUAUUGAAAUGGUUACUCGAGUACCCGAUUGCAAUACUUCCAAAUUUUGAAAAUUUUCUUUAAGAAAACUAUAAAUUUCUUUAAAACAAUAUAGAAAAUUUAAUUUUAUUUAUUUUAUUUAUUUAUUUAUUUAUUCAGUAAUAUAAAGCCACUUUGGCCAAAAUAACAAUAUUACAUAGUAAAAUAUACGCCUUAAAAAUAUUAU